CACACAUUCAGUUAAGAUUUUUAAAUUUUCGCAUGAACAGCUGUGUAGGAAAGUAUUCUAAAAAUUUUGUUCCAUCACAUAAACUGUAUUUCACAAGCGUGUUGUAUUUCUAAGGCGCCUGCUGAUGAAUGUCUAUGACGCCUGUUGGAAUUUCAUGACGCUUCUUGAUCUCCAUGACGCGUGUAGUACUACAUUGACCUCUUGUCUACGACUAUGUCGAUAAAAAAGACAAAAGCCAAACCAAUGAAAGCAGACAAACCUAUUGUCUACAGUAACAUAGGCCAAGCAGACAAACCUAUUGUCUACAGUAACAUAGGCCAAGCAGACAAACAUAUUGUCUACAGUAACAUAGGUCCAGCAGACAAACCUAUUGUCUACAGUAACAUAGGUCAAGCAGACAAACCUAUUGUCUACAGUAACAUAGGCCAAGCAGACAAACAUAUUGUCUACAGUAACAUAGGUCCAGCAGACAAACCUAUUGUCUACAGUAACAUAGGCCAAGCAGACAAACCUAUUGUCUACAGUAACAUAGGUCAAGCAGACAAACAUAUUGUCUACAGUAACAUGGGCCAAGCAGACAAACAUAUUGUCUACAGUAACAUAGGUCAAGCAGACAAACAUAUUGUCUACAGUAACAUGGGCCAAGCAGACAAACCUAUUGUCUACAGUAACAUAGGCCAAGCAGACAAACCUAUUGUCUACAGUAACAUAGGCCAAGCAGACAAACCUAUUGUCUACAGUAACAUAGGCCAAGCAGACAAACCUAUUGUCUACAGUAACAUAGGCCAAGCAGACAAACCUAUUGUCUACAGUAACAUAGGUCAAGCAGACAAACAUAUUGUCUACAGUAACAUAGGUCCAGCAGACAAACAUAUUGUCUACAGUAACAUAGGUCAAGCAGACAAACAUAUUGUCUACAGUAACAUGGGCCAAGCAGACAAACCUAUUGUCUACAGUAACAUAGGCCAAGCAGACAAACAUAUUGUCUACAGUAACAUAGGCCAAGCAGACAAACCUAUUGUCUACAGUAACAUGGGCCAAGCAGACAAACAUAUUGUAUACAGUAACAUAGGCCAAGCAGACAAACCUAUUGUCUACAGUAACAUAGGCCAAGCAGACAAACCUAUUGUCUACAGUAACAUAGGCCAAGCAGACAAACCUAUUGUCUACAGUAACAUAGGCCAAGCAGACAAACAUAUUGUCUACAGUAACAUAGGCCAAGCAGACAAACCUAUUGUCUACAGUAACAUGGGCCAAGCAGACAAACAUAUUGUAUACAGUAACAUAGGCCAAGCAGACAAACCUAUUGUCUACAGUAACAUAGGUCAAGCAGACAAACAUAUUGUCUACAGUAACAUAGGUCAAGCAGACAAACCUAUUGUCUACAGUAACAUAGGCCAGAUUCACGAGACUUUAAACCGUGGAGAAAUCCGACAGACGUCUCUGCGGCGUGUUCUGCAGACCGGAAGUGCUGCCUACUUCAGGAUAGGGGCUGGUUCCACUGUCAGGGGCUCAACAUUUGGAGCGGAAACUCUUGCAGAUGAGGGUGGAGAAUGUGCUCCGUCCUCGGGUAUAGAGCGGCAGCUUUCCAGCCAUCACGGGAGUCACGUGACUAUUGGUGAAGAAUGUGCUCCGUCCUCGGGUAUAGAGCGGCAGCUUUCCAGCCAUCACGGGAGUCACGUGACUAUUGGUGGAGAAUGUGCUCCGUCCUCGGGUCUAGAGCCGCAGCUUUCCAGCCAGCACGGGAGUCAUGUGACUGAGGAUUGGGUAAAAUUGACCGUUUUACUGAACUUGGUGCGGAAAAGUUUCAGACAAGAUGAGGCUCGGUAUUCAGCUAGGGCGGGAUUGGAACCUGGGUUUUCCGGAGACUGGGAGUUGCUUCCAUCUCAAGAUGGAAUGACGUCAUUGACGACGGUCGUGCCUCUAACUACUCUAAGGGGUAGACACUUAACGUCACUGUCUACACGUGCGAAGAAAAAGGACAUCUUUUCGUGGGAACCAGCGGUUACCAAGGUGACAGAAAAGAUGGCGUUUUUGCGGGGCCGGGACGAAAUAAAAACAAGACGUUGAACGAUAGUUGCUGCAACUUUUUAAAUGACUUUGAUGAAGGACUGAAAGCACUUUCACUUUGCCCCUACAGUUUUCUGAAACGUAAAAACUAUCUUAAUGAAGAAGGCCCUAAUUAGUCUUGACACUGAUUGCUAGCCUCAAUAAAAUGAAUUGUAAAGUGUGAAAUAAAAGUCUUUUUU
Molecule: messenger RNA, 2249 nt
Organism: Physella acuta
Lineage: Eukaryota; Metazoa; Mollusca; Gastropoda; Physidae
Product: repetin-like
Cellular component (GO): cornified envelope
Source: RefSeq, a predicted model, not a curated record